Paramecium tetraurelia is the source of this 1101-nucleotide messenger RNA. RefSeq lists its product as uncharacterized. Gene Ontology annotation, biological process: lipid metabolic process. Gene Ontology annotation, molecular function: oxidoreductase activity, acting on paired donors, with oxidation of a pair of donors resulting in the reduction of molecular oxygen to two molecules of water; heme binding. The transcript has 6 exons. The record is from RefSeq and is a predicted model, not a curated record. Gene Ontology annotation, cellular component: membrane. NCBI's taxonomy places the organism in Eukaryota, Ciliophora, Oligohymenophorea, Peniculida, Parameciidae.
AUUUAAUAAAGAUAUUAUUAAUUUGUUAGAAUAUCAAAUGGCACCAUUACCAGAACCAAGUAGCCAAAGUGUUUAAUCUGUUGAAAAUAAGGAUGUUUUCAGAUUCAUAUACAAAAACAAAGAAUACGAUGUGACCGAAUAUGUUCCCAAACAUCCAGCCGGCAAAUCCUUUUUUGAAAAGAUGAAGGAUGAGAAAGAAGAUAUUACAGAAUAUUUCAGGUGCCUACACUCCAAACGAGCUUUGAAAAUAUUAAAAUCCUAAAAAGUUGUGAGGUCUAAUAUUAAGGAAUCUGAAGAAAGCAAACAAUAUACUCACAUCAAAAAGUAAGUAAAAAACCUUUUUGAGCCUGAUUGGACAAUUGAACUUCUCCUUUUUAUUGGGUUGAGUCUAGGCUUGUAUUUAGGGGUUACUAGUGAAUGGUAUAUAGCAAUACCUACUAUUGCUUUGACUUAAAUAGUGGCUGGAUGGUAAGGACAUUCAACAAACCACAACCGAAAUCCUUUGUUGUAUAAACUAUCUAUUCCUUAUGGAAUUAUUCAUGGUUUUUCUGCUGAUUGGUGGCAAUUCAAACACAAUAACCAUCAUAUCUUCACAAAUAGAAUAGGUAAAGACGAUGAUAUUAAUCACGUAUAUCAAAAAUGGUAAUUUGGAUUCCUUUAUUUGAAAUGGAAAUUUGAUUCUUUUCUUGCAUCAUACAACAAGAUUGACAUCAUCUAUAUACUAAUACAUCAAAUAAUCGUAUUCUAACAAAAAAUAUGGAUUUAUGUUGUUGCAUAAUAUAUUGCAGGAUUCUUUAGCGCCUGCAUUUUGAUAGGGAAUCACGAAAGAGAAUAUAAGUUCUUUAAUAAAAUUGACAAGCCUUUUAUUGAACAUUAAAUUAUCACAUCUAGAAAUUAUGAUUGGACUGAUUGGUUAUCUAAUUUGUUGAUGGGAGGAAUGUAAUUUUAAACAGAACAUCAUUUGUUUCCACAAAUUCCCUUCUAUAGAUUGCCUUAUGCAGCCAAAAUUAUUAAUAGAGAGUUGAACAAAUUUGGAUACAAAAUACAUGUUGGCAAAAUAUUAUGAUAAUAUAUAAAUGGGUGAUAUUACAAUUAUUUAGA